Xenopus laevis (African clawed frog) is the source of this 4275-nucleotide messenger RNA. It is a transcript of the gene jag2.S, whose product is annotated as jagged 2 S homeolog. The record is from RefSeq and is a predicted model, not a curated record. The transcript is spliced from 26 exons. Gene Ontology annotation, biological process: cell differentiation; cell communication; spermatogenesis. NCBI's taxonomy places the organism in Eukaryota, Metazoa, Chordata, Amphibia, Anura, Pipidae. Gene Ontology annotation, cellular component: membrane. Bases 248 to 3919 code for a protein of 1223 amino acids. Gene Ontology annotation, molecular function: Notch binding; calcium ion binding.
UUAACAGAGCUGUCAGUCUUUCACCUACAUGUUGGUGGUGAUGGGACCAGAGAGUCUCUAGAGCCGAUCGAAGGAGUUGGGGCUGGGAGCUGCCCUGACUGACAUCCUAGGUAUCCGCGCUGCUCCCGUGGACUGCGAUCAUUUUAUCCCGUCAGGACGAAGCGUUGCUGCUCCAUGGCUAAUCCCCUCCUGCCUUUCUCUGCGUGUUACUAGCAGCGCCGGCCGACGCUCCUACUAUUUCCCAGCAAUGUUGGAUAUAAGUAACAAUUACGGACACCUCUCCGUGCUGCCUUUCGUGCUGCUAACUUUGUGGGUUCAGGUUUCCCAUUCCACUGGUUAUUUCGAGCUGCAGCUGAUCUCGCUGAAGAAUGCCAACGGAGAAUUGUUAAAUGGGGAAUGCUGCGAUGACAUUAAGAGCGAUCAGAACCUGGACUGCGGAAGGGACGAGUGUGAUACUUACCUGAAGGUCUGUCUGAAGGAGUUUCAGGCCAAGAUCACCCCAACUGGACCAUGCAACUAUGGCUCCGGAUUUACUUCGGUUCUCGGUGGAAAUACUAUUUAUUUGAACAACAAAUACAACCACCAGGUUAAGAGUAACCCCAGCGAGAGUGGCAGGAUUACUAUUCCUUUCCAGUUUGCCUGGACGAGGUCAUUUACUUUAAUCUUGGAGGCUUGGGACUGGGACAAUGACACCAAAGUGGAUGAUCUCCUGAUAGAUCGAGUUACUUAUGCUGGAGUGACAAGCCCUGAGGACCAGUGGACCCUGUUACCAUUAACUGGACAUGUUGCCCAAUUUGACGUAAAGAUCAGGGUGAAAUGCAACGAGAAUUACUAUGGUUCAAUGUGCAACAAGUUCUGCAGACCAAGAAAUGACUUUGUUGGUCAUUACACUUGUGAUAGUAAUGGAAACAAAGCCUGCAUGGAAGGAUGGAUGGGAGCAGAGUGUAAACAAGCUAUAUGCAAGCAGGGGUGUGACUUGCUUCAUGGUGGAUGCACAGUACCUGGUGAAUGCAAGUGUCACUAUGGUUGGCAAGGGGUGUACUGCAGUGAAUGCGUCCCUUAUCCUGGCUGUGUGCAUGGCAGCUGCCAGGAGCCGUGGGACUGCAAGUGCGAGACUAAUUGGGGUGGCCUGCUUUGCAACAAAGAUCUGAACUACUGUGGAACACACCAUCCAUGUUUAAAUGGAGGGACUUGCAUGAACACUGAGCCAGAUAAAUACUACUGUGCUUGCCCUGAUGGCUACUCUGGACAGAACUGUGAAAUAGCUGAACAUGCCUGUGCUUCCAACCCUUGCGCCAAUGAUGGAGUCUGCCAUGAGGUGCCUUCUGGGUUUGAGUGUCACUGUCCACCAGGGUGGACUGGACCAACUUGUGCAGUUGAUAUCGACGAAUGUGCAUCCAACCCUUGUGCAAGCGGGGGUGAAUGUAAAGACCUCAUCAAUGGUUUUGAAUGCAUUUGUCCUCCUCAGUGGGCCGGGACCACCUGCCAGCUUGAUGCUAAUGAAUGUGAGGGGAAACCCUGUCUUAAUGCUUAUUCUUGCAGAAAUCUGAUUGGUCGAUAUUUCUGUCACUGCCUUCCUGGAUGGACAGGACUAAAUUGUCACAUCAGAAAAAGUGAUGACUGCCAUGGACAGUGUCUAAAUGGAGGCAUAUGUAAGGAUAAGGUAAAUGGCUAUCGCUGCAUUUGCCCUCGCGGUUUCGUUGGGAAACAUUGUGAGAUAGAGCUGUACAAGUGUGCAAGCAAGCCUUGCCAGAAUGGAGGAACCUGUGAGGAUCGUGUCAACACUUUCCACUGUCAUUGUCCCCCAGGAUAUUCUGGAACCCUGUGUGAGCUCGCCGUUGAUCUCUGUGAGCCCAACCCUUGCCAGAAUAAAGCUCGGUGCUAUAACACAGAAGGAGAUUAUUACUGUGCUUGCUCAGAUGACUAUGAUGGGAAGAAUUGUACUCAUCUCAAAGACCACUGUAAAAAUAGCUCUUGCAAAGUCAUAGACAGCUGUACAAUAGCGAUUUCUACUAAUGCCACCCAGGAAGGUAUCCGUUACAUCUCCUCUAAUGUUUGCGGGCCUCACGGGCGGUGCAUUAGUCAACCAGGAGGAAAUUUCACCUGUUCCUGCAACCGAGGAUUUACGGGAUCUUACUGCCAUGAGAAUAUAAAUGACUGUCUUGGGACCCCUUGUAAGAAUGGAGGGACUUGCACGGAUGAAAUUGAUUCUUUCAAGUGCUUUUGCCCAAACGGCUGGGGAGGAGAAUUCUGUGACAUAAAUUACAAUGACUGCAACCCCAAUCCAUGUCAGAAUGAUGGCAGAUGCAUAGAUCUGGUGAAUGAUUUCGCUUGCCAAUGUAAAAAUGGCUGGAAAGGCAAAACGUGUCACUCCCGUGAAUAUCAGUGUGAUGCCAAUACAUGCAGUAAUGGGGGAACUUGUUAUGAUACGGGAGAUUCGUUCCGUUGCCUUUGUCACCCUGGCUGGGAAGGAAGCACAUGUAACCUUGCAAAGAACAGCAGCUGUCUUCCAAACCCCUGUGAAAAUGGAGGGACCUGUGUGGGCAACGGAGAUUCCUUUUCUUGUAUGUGUAAAGAAGGCUGGGAGGGACGGACCUGCACACAGAAUACCAAUGACUGCAAUCCUUAUCCAUGCUACAAUGGUGGAAUAUGUGUUGAUGGAGUGAAUUGGUUUCGCUGUGAAUGUGCCCCUGGCUUUGCAGGACCUGACUGCAGAAUCAACAUCGAUGAAUGCCAGUCUUCCCCUUGUGCAUAUGGCGCCACUUGUAUAGAUGAAAUAAAUGGUUACAGGUGCACCUGCCCAUCUGGAAGAGCUGGCCUCCGUUGCCAAGAAGUCAUUGGAUUUGGAAGAUCUUGUUGGCUUAAAGGAAUGCAGUAUCCCCAUGGCGGAAAAUGGGUGGAAGAGUGCAAUAGCUGCCAUUGCUUGGAUGGUUUUGUUGACUGUACCAAGACAUGGUGUGGCCCAAAGCCUUGUUUGCCGGAACAGUCUCAAGACAAGAGCCAGUGCCCUAUUGGUCAGGAUUGUGAAGCCAGAGUGACGCCAUUUAAAUGUUUCCAGCCACCUUGCGGGGAAUGGGGAGAAUGUAACGCUCCAUUACCAGCAGCCGUCAAGUGUCUGCCUCACUCGGACUACUUGGACAAUAAUUGUGCAAAAAUAACUCUAAUCUUCAACAGUGACAAAGUUCCACCGGGAACGACAGUUGAAAGUGUCUGUUCAGAGAUCAGAUAUUUGCCCUCGAUUAGGACUGUAUCAAAAGAGAGGCAGCUCGUUGUUUUGUGCGACGUAUCCAAUUCCAUGGAAAAAGCGAUAGAGGUUGCCAUAUCCUUUAUCUCACAGGCAGAUGACAAGGACAACAGUCUGAUUCAAAAUGCUGCAAAUACCAUUGUUAAUUCAAUUACAAAAAGGCAAAACAGUACAGUACUGCUGGCUGUCAUGGAAGUCAAAGUGGAAACGAUGGUUGUUGGCAGUUCUCAUUCAGAUUACCUUAUCCCGGUACUCUGUACAGUUUUCAGUAUUGUGUGGAUAACAUGCAUAAUAAUCUGUGUGUGGUGGAUGCGGAAGAGGAGAAAAGAGCGAGAGAGAAGGUGCCAAGAAGAAGAGCGUGCAAAUAACCAAAGGGAGCCUUUGAAUCCCAUUUGGAACCCUAUAGGGGCGCCUUACAAAGACAUUCGUUAUGAAUGCAAAAAUUUCCUUUCUCAUCAGAAAAGAACUUAUGAUACUGAAGAGGAGGAAAAGGAGGAGGAGAUCGGAGAGGAGGUGACCGAGGUGGACAAAUGUCUCUCUCAGACAGGCCCAAAAACUUUACCGAGCAAAGGGGAUGUUGACUGCUCAGAGAGCAGCCCUGUUAAGAAACCCCAUCGGACAAGUCACUUCAAAAUAGAUAACCGACGUGUUAAAAAUGUGAAUACAUCCCACUGAAGGAACUACAGCCUCAUGUGCGUAAUAAGGGACAUUGUGCCUUGGCUAGGAAUGGGAACCUGAGAGAGGCAACAUUUCAUCAUCUCCAUUUCAUUCGUUCCUUCCGUCCUAGGAGGGGCCUGUGUCGUUUAGCUCUGCCAACCAGUGGCAGGGAGGUUUAGGACUAAAUUCUGGAGUCUGUUCAUUUCUUAAAGAUGUAAGAAAUGUAUUUUUUUUUGUUCCUGUUGUCUUUCUAUAAAUUAUUUUUGGCAAAAAAGAUGAGCGGAAAUCUUUGAUAGUUGCUAUUUUUGCUUUGAAAGCUCCUCAAGAAUUUUGAGGAAACAAAAAAAAAAAAAAACGUCAUAGCUGGAUUUCCA